This is a messenger RNA of Miniopterus natalensis, 4087 nucleotides long. RefSeq names its product tripartite motif containing 23 (gene TRIM23). The record is from RefSeq and is a predicted model, not a curated record. Lineage: Eukaryota; Metazoa; Chordata; Mammalia; Chiroptera; Miniopteridae. Gene Ontology annotation, molecular function: GTP binding; GTPase activity; zinc ion binding.
CCUUUCGGGUGCUUCCGCGGCGCCGCUCCGCCGAGGAUGGCUGCCCUGGUUGUAAACAAGCCUGGACCGGGACUGGACAGUGGCCGGCAGGGCAGCCGGGGUCCGGCCAUGGUGAAGGUGCUGGAGUGUGGAGUUUGUGAAGAUGUCUUUUCUUUGCAAGGAGACAAAGUUCCUCGCCUUCUGCUCUGUGGCCACACAGUCUGUCAUGACUGCCUCACCCGCCUGCCUCUUCAUGGAAGAGCAAUCCGUUGCCCUUUUGAUCGACAAGUAACAGACCUAGGAGAUUCAGGUGUCUGGGGAUUGAAAAAAAAUUUUGCUUUACUGGAGCUUUUGGAACGACUACAGAAUGGACAUAUUGGUCAGUAUAGUGCUGCAGAAGACGCCAUUGGGAUAUCUGGAGAGAGCAUCAUUCGUUGUGAUGAAGAUGAAGCUCACGUUGCAUCUGUAUAUUGCACUGUAUGUGCAACUCACUUGUGCUCAGAGUGUUCCCAAGUUACUCAUUCUACAAAGACAUUAGCAAAGCACAGGCGAGUGCCUCUUGCUGAUAAACCUCAUGAGAAAACCAUGUGCUCUCAGCAUCAGGUGCAUGCCAUUGAGUUUGUCUGCUUGGAAGAAGGCUGUCAGACUAGCCCCCUUAUGUGCUGUGUCUGCAAAGAAUAUGGAAAACACCAAGGUCACAAGCAUUCAGUAUUGGAACCAGAAGCUAACCAGAUCCGAGCAUCAAUUUUAGAUAUGGCUCACUGCAUACGGACCUUCACUGAGGAAAUCUCGGAUUAUUCCAGAAAAUUAGUGGGAAUGGUCCAGCACAUUGAAGGAGGAGAACAAAUAGUGGAAGAUGGCAUUGGAAUGGCCCACACAGAACACGUACCAGGAACUGCAGAGAAUGCCCGGUCAUGUGUUCGAGCUUAUUUUUCUGAUUUACAUGAGACUCUGUGUCGUCAAGAAGAAAUGGCUUUAAGUGUUGUUGAUGCUCAUGUUCGAGAAAAAUUGAUUUGGCUCAGGCAACAACAAGAAGAUAUGACUAUAUUGCUGUCCCAGGUUUCAACAGCCUGUCUCCAUUGUGAAAAGACUUUGCAACAGGAUGAUUGUAGAGUUGUCUUGGCAAAACAAGAAAUUACAAGGUUACUGGAAACAUUGCAAAAACAGCAGCAGCAGUUUACAGAGGUUGCAGAUCACAUUCAGUUGGACGCCAGCAUCCCGGUCACUUUUACAAAGGACAAUAGAGUUCACAUCGGACCAAAAAUGGAAAUUCGAGUUGUCACAUUAGGAUUAGAUGGUGCUGGAAAAACUACUAUUUUGUUUAAGUUAAAACAGGAUGAGUUUAUGCAGCCUAUUCCAACAAUUGGUUUUAAUGUGGAAACUGUAGAAUAUAAAAAUCUGAAGUUCACUAUUUGGGAUGUAGGUGGAAAACACAAAUUAAGACCAUUGUGGAAACAUUAUUACCUCAAUACCCAAGCUGUUGUGUUUGUUGUUGAUAGCAGUCAUAGAGACAGAGUUAAUGAAGCGCACAGUGAACUUGCAAAGUUGCUAACAGAAAAAGAACUCCGAGAUGCUUUGCUCCUGAUUUUUGCUAACAAACAGGAUGUUGCUGGAGCUCUUUCAGUAGAAGAAAUCACUGAACUGCUCAGUCUUCAUAAACUGUGCUGUGGCCGUAGCUGGUACAUUCAGGGCUGUGAUGCUCGAAGCGGCAUGGGGCUCUAUGAAGGGCUGGACUGGCUCUCGCGGCAACUUGUGGCUGCUGGAGUAUUGGAUGUAGCUUGAUUUUAAAUGCAGCAGUUGUUUCAGGUUUUGUGGUUAAGAGUUAUUUUGCACAUAAUAUGUUGUAAAAUUCUACAUCUCAAAGAUAGUUAAUUUAGGAUAUGCAUAUGAAAUGAAUCUUGGAUUGGGGAUUCAGUCUUGUAUUGCUUUACAAAAAUUAUUUUGUAGCAAAAUUUAAGUAUCUGAUUGAGCAAAUUAAAUUGGAUUAGUAGGGAUUUCCUGAGUUUACACCUUUUAGAAUGUGCACGUGUCAUUUGAGUCUUUCAGAUUGUAUGUGACCACAUACUGAGAGAGGAAUAGUUACAGGGGGUAAGUGAGGCUAUUCCUACAUCCCACCGAGCGCCUGCAGCCAGUGCAGCGUGGCCUAGCAUGCUCUCUCACUGAACGUGGCAGCGUUUAGUAGUGAGAACGGCAAUGAUUUGAUGAAUUAGAAUCCACAGAUUGCAUCUUUGGGUAAUAGGAUUAUUUUUAUCUUUAGCAUAACAGAACACCGUUAAUGCUAAGACUAUAAGCUAUAGAAAAUUAAUAUUUUAUACAGUGUUUUAUUAAAACUUUCUCCUAAUGCAUUUUGUAUAAAACCCAGUGAGUCAGAAUGAAAUGUUACCUAACUAGGCGUGAUUGUAAGAUUAGUACUAACCUGAAGAACAAUUAAUAAUAAAACUGUGAAAGUCAGUUACGUUCUAGUUGAUCUUCACUUAUGAGAGACAUUUCCAGGGCUGAACCUGGAUGUAUUAUUUCCUAGGUUAGAGCUCUAAACUAGUCCUUCUAUUUUUUCAGCAUAUUUAAAGUAGUUAGUGUUUCUUUUGAAAAUAAUAUUGCAUCCUUAGUGAGAAUGACUAUACGUAAAAGGUAGUAAAUUACACAAAGAACCAGGGUUGGCUUUACAUAAAAGAGAGACAUCUAAGUAGAAAACUUUAUCUUAAGUCAUUUGAACAAGAGGGAAGGCUUUUUAUAUCAUUUAAAAUGUUUUCCCAAAGUGCGUUUAUCUUGACAAUAAAACGUGAUCUUGUCUAGGCUCUUUGUGACAAGGCCUUGAAAAGUUAAGAGAAAAUGCAUGUCUAAGAAAGGAAAAGAAGAAACGUUGAAAAAGUUUACAUCACAUUUAUUAUGCAGUGUUGAGAGUAAAAAUGUUGUGCUCUUGUUUUCAUAUUUUUAGGAUGUUCUCUUAUUAUGGCAGUACAAUUUAUUAUAUUUAAACAAAACUAGAUUGGAUUUUAUGGAUUUUAAUCCUUACCAGAGGACAUGCCUAGAAAGAGGAAGGGAGAGAGACAUCAGUGUGAGACGGAAACUUGAUCGGUUGCUUUCCAUAUGCUCCCUGACUGUGAAUCAAACCUGCAACUCAGGUUUGUGCCCUGACCAGGAAACAGACUUUUGGUGCACAGGGCGAUGCUCAACCACCUGAGUCACUGCAGCCGGGCGGAUUUCAUGGUUUUUUAAAAAAUACUUUUUAUAUUUUAGGAUGAAGUUCAAUCAUAAAUCUUAGUUGAACUACUAUGAAGACAUUGAUGUCUGAUGACAAGAUGUGACUUGGUGGUACUGUUUUGGUUCAGUUUCUUCAAAUGUAUUUUUGUUUAAAAACAACAAAACUUUUAGAAAAUAAGCAUUAAAAAAAAAAGCCCAUCAGUGUUAUGGGCAAUGUGUAAAUAAGUAAAUAUAAUAAUUAUAUUGUCCUUUAUUUUUCAAGUAAAAGGUCAUGCUGUUACAAGUAUAGUUUGUUCAUAUAAAUACUACUUCUGAAUUAAGUUAUUUAAUAUUAAACUGAUUGCAAUAACUGUGAAAAAUAAAAAAGGUGUUACAUUUACCUGUGAACCCUUGAACUGUUUUCUCUACCAGGUAAUUGAAAGAAAAAUGUUUAACACUAAUAUGUAAACUUGCUUUCCUGUAAAUUAUUUUUAUUUCACCAGUUUUGUUAACCUUUGUAAUUCAUAUUCUUAGCAUAUUACUAAACAAUUUUUAAAACUGCUUAGACCUGAUUAUAAUGUACAUAAUAGUAGUGUUUGUGUGUGAUUUCUUUUUAAGAAACAUUUUUCUUAGGCUGUUACUACUAUUUGUGGUUGUGUUCUUUUACUAUUAAGAUUGUGCUCGUUCUCUCUGGGAAAUGUCAAAUUUAAGAAUAAGAAAGAAAUGUUAAACACAUUCUAUUAGGACUUGAUUCCUAGCUCUGAAUUUCUGUAUUAAGCCUACAUAUUACUGUAUAAUGUAUGUAAAGCAGGUUUUUCAAGUGUAUAGCCCUGGUCUGUAAUUCUGGAAUGCUUUAUAAUCACCAGAAGCCAUUUUUGCAUUAUACAUACGAUCAAUGUAAGCAAUAAACUGUUACAAUCCUUUUAAA